Molecule: messenger RNA, 615 nt
Organism: Cordyceps fumosorosea ARSEF 2679
Lineage: Eukaryota; Fungi; Ascomycota; Sordariomycetes; Hypocreales; Cordycipitaceae
Exons: 1
Coding region: 1-615 (204 amino acids)
Source: RefSeq, a predicted model, not a curated record
AUGACGUAUAAUCUCUUAUUUGACCGAGUAUCGAUCUGCUUAGCCCCAGGCAUACUUUCAUCUGCAGAUUUGGCUGCUGCUGCAGGUGAGACCUGCGCAGCAUGGUACACCGUUGUUGCAGAAGGCGCCGUUGCCAUUGCACCCUCUGCAGACUUGACUGCUGCUGCAGUAAGUCCCAGCGCAGCACGGCACACCGUUAUUGCAAAACGCGCCGUUGCCAUUGCACGCUCUGCAAACCUGACUACUGCUGCAGUAGAAGCCGUUGCAGCACGGGACGCCGUUGUUGCAAAACGCGCCGUUGCCGUUGCAGGCCCUGCAGACCUGGCUGGAGCUGCAGAAGAGCCCGCUGCAGCAGGGCACGCCGUUGUUGCAGAACGCGCCGUUUCCGUUGCAUCCUCUGCAGACCUGACUGCUGCUGCAGAAGAGAUUGGCGCAGCAGGGAACGCCGUUGUUGCAGAACGCGCCGUUGCCGUUGCAGCGCUUUUCGAGGUCGGCGGCGGCCGGCUCGGGCUCGGCGGCCGGAGUGGCGACAGCAGCGCCGAGGAUGGAGAGAACAAGAAGAGCUUUGAGCAUCGUUUUCUGAUAGAAGGUUGUGACUCUUUCCCUUACGUCUAA